Molecule: messenger RNA, 13252 nt
Organism: Rhagoletis zephyria (snowberry fruit fly)
Lineage: Eukaryota; Metazoa; Arthropoda; Insecta; Diptera; Tephritidae
Product: scribble planar cell polarity protein
Biological process (GO): neurotransmitter receptor transport postsynaptic membrane to endosome; establishment or maintenance of epithelial cell apical/basal polarity; receptor clustering
Cellular component (GO): basolateral plasma membrane; postsynaptic membrane; adherens junction
Molecular function (GO): protein kinase binding
Source: RefSeq, a predicted model, not a curated record
CUGACAUUCAUUCAUUUAGUUGAGUUCUGUUUGGCAUGUCGUCCGGGUGGUGUUUUUAUCGUAAUUUUUUACUAACGCAUAAAAAGUAGAGAAUUGUGGGGCGCGCUUCUGUUUUAUCAUUUCUACAGUAUUUUUAAUAAUUGGUUUUGCUCCUAUUAUGUUGGAAUAUACCGCGGAGUGUAAAGAGUAACUUCUUCAUAAAAUAUAGUCGAGAAAGUGCAUACCUACGCUACUGAAAAUCGGAUUCGGGUGGUGGCUGUGGUGACGGAAGCAGAAGUAAUAGCAAUAGCAAAAUCCGAAAAAGUAGACAAGUAAAGAGAAUAAGAAAAACCCAAAAAAAGGGGAACGGCAAACUGGUCAAGUGCAAAAGCGUUGUUGCUGGCCUGCCGCCUUGGAGUAGCACUUGGCAAGUGUGCGUCUUCACCCAUCAGCUAGAGGUAGUGCAUUGGAAUCGAAUGUGAAUGUUGCGGGACGAGCUACGACACAAAAAUGCUGCUAUAGUGCAACAAACCUAUGCAAAAACUAGUGGAUUGUCCCCUAGAAUACCGAAAACAAUUUAUUUCGGAUUAACCAUAAAUCAACUGUGCUUUUCGUUAAAGUCAAUCGUGUUUAGAAGAGGUUUUGUUUCAUGUAUGGUUGUGGUUCUUAUAAAACUAAUAAUCCUUCCUCUUAUUGCAAGGGACCAACUAGCGAAAGUUCAAAGUGAAAAAAAAAAUAAAUUAUAUAUUUAUUAAAUAAAUUGCAAGUGGAAAAUAGUGUUAAUCGGGCUGGUGUAUUACAGUUUUUUAAAAAAUCCAUAAUUGUUUUUGUCGCAACUUAUGCGAAAAUAUUCGUCAUGUUCAAGUGCAUUCCAAUAUUCAAGGGCUGUAAUCGCCAAGUUGAAUUUGUUGAUAAGCGACAUUGUUCGCUGCCGAGUGUUCCAGAAGAAAUUCUACGUUAUUCACGUACACUGGAGGAGCUAUUCUUAGAUGCGAAUCAUAUUCGGGACUUGCCAAAGAACUUCUUCAGACUUCAUCGUUUACGAAAAUUGGGUCUAAGUGAUAAUGAGAUAGCUCGAUUACCUCCAGAUAUUCAGAAUUUCGAGAACUUAGUAGAACUAGAUGUUUCACGAAAUGAUAUUCCAGACAUUCCUGAUGACAUCAAACACCUGCAAAGCCUUCAGGUUGCUGAUUUCAGCUCAAAUCCGAUUCCAAAACUACCUGCAGGAUUUUCUCAACUAAAAAAUUUAACAGUUUUAGGUUUAAAUGAUAUGUCACUUACCACAUUGCCAGUUGAUUUUGGAUGCUUAACACAAUUAGAAUCCUUGGAGUUGCGUGAGAAUUUAUUAAAACAUUUGCCUGAAUCGAUCCGCCAACUCACCAAGCUCAAAAGAUUAGACUUGGGCGACAAUGAAAUAGAAGAACUGCCACCGUACUUGGGCUACUUACCCGGCUUACAUGAGCUCUGGCUAGAUCACAACCAGUUAGAAAGGCUGCCACCUGAAAUUGGAUUACUAACUAACUUAACAUAUCUCGAUGUUUCCGAAAAUCGACUCGAAAAGCUACCAAAUGAAAUCGGUGGCCUGAUAAAUUUAACUGACUUGGAUCUAGCACAAAACUUACUUGAAUCCCUGCCCGAUGGGAUUGCCAAAUUAAGUAGACUGACUAUUUUAAAACUGGAUCAGAAUCGUCUCCAAAAGUUAAAUCCCACUAUAGGAUGUUGUGAAAAUAUGCAAGAGCUGAUAUUGACCGAAAAUUUCUUAUCGGAAUUGCCUGUAUCGAUCGGUCAAAUGACGAAAUUAAGCAAUCUAAAUGUCGAUCGCAACGCGCUGGAAUACCUACCCGCCGAGAUAGGGAAUUGUGCAAAUUUGGGCGUUUUGAGUUUGCGUGAUAACAAACUAAAGAAACUGCCGCCAGAGUUGGGAAAUUGUUCGGUGUUACAUGUGCUGGACGUAUCAGGCAAUCAGCUGCAGUACCUGCCAUACACGUUGGUGAAUUUGCAGCUGAAAGCUGUUUGGUUAUCUGAAAAUCAGGCACAGCCUCUGCUGACGUUCCAGCCAGACACAGAUGAAGCAACAGGUGAACAGGUACUGACAUGCUUCCUACUGCCACAACAAGAAUAUCAACCUAUUACACCAGAUUACCCACCGUGCCAACUCUAUAGAUCGAGCGAAAAAUUCGAUUCUUCGGAAUUCCACGUCUAUCAACAAAAAGCUCGCGAGCUUGAAACUGAUUCGGAUGGCUGGGAAGAGCGAGAAGCCUCAAGAACACAUUCCGUAAAAUUUUCUGAGGAAUCAACGCAGGAGAAGGACACACCGUUUGUCAGGCAAAAUACACCACACCCCAAGGAGCUGAAAGCAAAGGCACACAAACUAUUUGCAAAAGAUCGUAGCAGAGUUGAUGACGCCAACUUAGAUACAGUUUCUGAAGAAACAUCAUCAAAGUUCGUUGUUAGCAACGCCGCAAGAAUCGGUCCUAAUUCCACCAUAGUAGAGGACGUAGCAGAAGCAAAACCCAUCUAUGAUAAUCAUCAGCAGCAGCCUAUCUCACCACAAACCCCAACAGCAGCGGUAUCAUUCGCGCAACAGCCUGUUCUUGCUCAGGCAGCCGGCCAACAGCAAGACCCGAAUGGAAAUUCCGCAACAGCCCACGAACCGAUUGCAAGCGUAGCACCCGAGCAUGGCAAUGCCGCUGUAGUGGUGACUUCAGCGAUUGUAACAGCGGCAACAGCAACGAGUGGCACUGCCGAUGAAGAAGAAGACUUUGAUGAAUCAGAAAGACGUGUUGGCUUUCAAGUAGAGGGGGAGGAUGACGAUUUCUACAAACGUCCAAUGAAGUUGCACAGACGUGAUACUCCACACCACUUGAAAAAUAAACGUGUGCAGCAUAAUCUCACCGACAAAAAAGCGAGUGAAAUUCUCGCUAAUGCUUUAAAUCAAGAAAAGAAAAUAGCACAAUUGCCUACGGUUCAAUCACCAAUACAGGAAAAUGUGGCUGCCGAGCAAAGUGAACAACAAUUGCAACAACAGCAACAACCCUUUGCAGCACCAAUUUCACCCAUUCCUCCACCAACAGUGCCGGCCCCAAUCGCAGCGGGACAAAUACCAGAUGAUGCGGUUGAUGGCCUGACUGAGCUGCGUCUCGAACAGUACGAAAUUCAUAUCGAACGCACCACCGCCGGUCUUGGCUUGAGCAUAGCAGGCGGCAGGGGCUCAACUCCCUUCAAAGGCGACGAUGAGGGAAUUUUCAUAUCACGUGUGACGGAAGGUGGGCCAGCGGAUUUGGCUGGUUUGAAAGUUGGCGAUAAAGUACUAAAAGUGAAUGGUAUUUUUGUGGUCGACGCCGAUCAUUAUCAGGCUGUGCAAGUGCUGAAAGCAUGUGGAGCGGUGUUGGUUUUGCUGGUGGAACGUGAGGUGACCCGCCUCAUAGGGCAUCCAGUGUUUACCGAAGAUGGCUCCGUGUCACAGAUAUCUGUGGAAAAUCGGGCGUUGGCGGGGCAACAACAACAGUUCACACAACAACAUGAAAAAUUCAUUCCGGCACCAAUUGAAAUUAUUCCAGAACAGCAACAGCACCAACAAAAGCAAUCUGCUGCAAACUUGAACAGUUAUCAAGCAAAUGUAUUUACAACGCCGUCAGCAAAUGCGGUAAAUUUAUCACAGCAAGAGCAGCAGCAGCUACAACCACAACAUGUUGGGGUGGCAACAACAAAUGGCGUUUUGGAAAAUGGCAAGUUGCCGCAGGAUGCCCCUUUGAGCUACCUUCAACUGCACACGACCUUAAUUCGUGAUCAAAUCGGUCAGGGUCUGGGAUUCAGCAUUGCUGGUGGGAAAGGGUCGCCCCCAUUUAAGGAUGGCUGUGAUGGAAUUUUCAUUUCACGCAUAACUGAAGGCGGUUUGGCGCAUCGUGACGGCAAAAUAAUGGUUGGCGACCGUGUGAUGGCUAUUAAUGGUAAUGACAUGACGAGCGCAUGUCACGAUGCAGCGGUGCAAUGCCUCACUGAACCGCAGCGGUUUGUGCGCUUAGUGUUACAGCGGGAGUACCGAGGACCCUUAGAGGCGCCUUUAAGCCCACGAAGUCCAGCUGUUUUGAAUUCACUUAGUCCCUCGGGAUAUCUCGCAAAUCGCCCAGCCAACUUUAAUCGUUCUAUUGGAGACAUAAUAACAGAGCAAGCUCAAACUAAUUUGCAACAGACAUCUGCACCAGCAUUGGCACAACAACAGCCAGCCCAACAACUUUUUAACUAUAACACCCAACCAUCAUCGUAUGGGAUAAACAAAAAUUUUACAGCAACCAACGUAGCAGCAGAAACAAUACCAACAGCAACUGUUAGUGGUAAUAUUGCCCCGAAAACCAACGGUUUUACGACCGCGGCAACAACUGCGUCGAAUCAACAACUCCCACAACAGCAAAUCGAUAAGAUUACGGGACAACCCGUUCCAGCUCCAAGACGUGCCAACUCUAUUCCUUUGGGAGACGCGGUAGAAGAAACUAUGCCAGCCAACGGUGAUGCCGCGCCACAUUCAACUACACCGACAAAACAGGCAACCACCCCAGCUAUAGAUGCUUCUUCAGAAACACAGAUGCCGCCACUCCGUCCGCUGACAAGUGAAGAUUUCCAAGCGAUGAUACCUGCGCAUUUCCUAAGCGGUGGCAGUCAACAUCAGGUUAAUGUGGCGUGUGGCAACGAAGUGGGCGUUGGGCCCUCGGUCACCGUAACGGUGAACAAAGCUGUUCCAGAUCUGCCCAUGUUCCCCGCCGCGCCCACAGAGCUGGGUCGCAUUACUGAAACGAUCACAAAAUCCACAUUUACGGAAACCGUAAUGACGAGAGUCACCGAUAACCAUUUAGCGGAGCCAUUGAUCAGUGAGGAAGUUAUCUUACCCAAGAAUCAAGGAUCGCUUGGCUUCAGUAUUAUUGGUGGUACGGAUCAUUCGUGCGUGCCGUUUGGAUCACAUGAGCCUGGAAUAUUUAUUUCGCAUGUUGUGCCUGAUGGCAUUGCACACAAAUGUGGGCAACUGCGAAUGGGAGACCGGAUUUUGAAGGUGAAUGACGUUGAUAUCUCGCGCGCAACCCACCAAGAGGCUGUAAUGGAGCUCCUGAAGCCUGGUGACGAUAUAAAGCUAACAGUUCAACACGAGCCAUUACCCCCGGGAUUUCAGGAAAUCGUCAUUAUUAAAGCUGAAGGCGAACGGCUGGGAAUGCACAUUAAGGGCGGUCUUAAUGGCCAACGUGGCAAUCCAGUUGAUCCCACCGAUGAGGGCGUUUUUGUGUCAAAAAUUAAUUCAGUCGGUGCAGCAAGGCGUGACGGAAGGCUGAAGGUUGGCAUGCGAUUACUGGAAGUCAAUGGGAAUUCACUGUUGGGAGCCUCGCAUCAGGAUGCCGUGAACAUUCUGCGUAAUGCUGGCAACGAAAUUCAUAUGAUCGUGUGUAAAGGCUACGACAAAUCCAAUUUAAUUCAUUCCAUUGGUGCAGCCGGGGGUAUGAGCACUGGCUUCCCCGCGCCAAGCAGUCGGCAUGGUUCCCGUGCUUCUGAAACAGGUUCUGAACUGAGCCAAAGUCAGAGUAUGUCCAGCUUGGAUAGGGACGAAGAUGAGCGCAUACGACAAGAUUUUGAAGUUUUUGCACCGAAAACCGAGACGAAUAACGAACCAUCAGUAUUAGCAUCUGUGGCGGCAUUGGCCCACUCGCCCACCAUUCCGCCGAGUGUAUGCUUUUUGUCGCAGCAGAAUGUAGCUGAAAGCGAUACAUCAAAAAGUGGCGUUCCGCAGUCAUCACAAACUCCUCAAGAUGCGAUUACCACUUUAACCAAUGCCGACAAAACGUUGGCACAACCAAAGGAAAAGAGCACUCCGGAAAAGGUACUUGAAAUCGUGCGUGCCGCUGAUGCAUUCACUUCAGUUCCACCAAAGUCUCCAGCAGAGCAUCAUGAUCAAGAUAAAAUUCAGAAGACCACAACGGUUGUCAUUUCGAAACACACACUCGAUACGAAUCCUGCGACUGUGGGAGCUCCCUCACCGCCACAAGCAACCGGCACUACUACGACGACGACGACCACCACGACAACACCACCAGUUUCACCAGCACUGGUAUCGGCAGCUUCUACAAGUGGCAAAAGAGCGGCCACCGCACCACCUCAGGAUGUUGAACAGCCACAACAGCAACAGAGGCGUAUUCCAACUCCACCCAUACAGAGGGCAAGAACCGUAACGAAACGUCAGGACUCCUCUUAUAAAAACAAAGAGAUCGUAAAAAGUGAGUCAGCUCAGCGUGAGGAUGAGCGCACUCUUUUGUCACUUAAAUUAAAGAAAGCUGAACCUGUCUAUAUAAUUGACGAUGAAGACGAAGGAGAGGGCGAGGGCGAGGGGGGUCAUGGCGAAGAUCAGUUUGAAUAUUCUAAAGAUGAAUAUGAUUAUGACGAUGUAAACGAUACGUUUUCUCCGAAUACCUCAGCUGACCAGGGUGACACAGAUUCGGACUACUUUGAGCGGCCACGACCUUCACCACGUUACACCAGCGAUUCUGAAAAUGACUACCGUCCUUAUCGCCCCAGCCGCGAAGGUUUAGACUACAUUUCCGGUCGUAGUACACCAGACCUGACAAGUUCUACGUACGGUGGGCACCGAAAAUCUGUAAGUUUCGAUCUAAGUGGGGAUGAACGGUCCAAAUCCGACUACGAACGCUCACGUACUCCCGAUGGUUAUUCACGUUAUUACGAUUCGGAACAAGAAUAUGGUAGUUCACGUGUCCGCAUGCCGCGGAAAGGCAUAUUGCGCUCGGCGAGUCCAUCGUCGUCCAACAAUUCGACACUAGAGCGCAGCAGGCGCCCCGAAAAACUGCCUCCGAUAUUGCCCACAGUGGCGCGUAUCAAAGAAAUAGACUCGCCCACACUUCAACACGUUCGCUCGUCUUCUCCUUUAACUGGUGGGGAAUCAAAAAGUAGCGGCUAUCGAAGUCCACCACCGCAGCCUGAAAGAGUGCCGGUGUAUACUGAAAUCGAACGAGAUAAUCCUUUCCGUGAAGCAUUCCUCGAUAAAUCUAAGACUGAUGAGUACACUGAGUUGGCUCAAGCCAUGUCUAAAUCACCUUCAGCUCUUAAAUCUCCACGUGAACAAUUCUUCUUUGGCUCGAAGUCAACAGAAAAUUUGUUGUCAUCCGAGCGUUCACCUUCAAGUGGACGCAGUACUCCUAGUACUGUGGUUAGCGCACAUUCAAAAUCCACUGAGGAUCUUAUAUCAAAUUCAACGGGUGCCAAACCAAAGAGGAUACCACCUCCUAUAAUGCCGAAGCCAAAAACGAAAAAAGCUGAGCUAGUUCAUAAUGUGGCGCUGGAUGCUUUCCAAAAAGCCGAUGUUGGUCACGGCGAUUUUACGGUUUUCGAACAUGAUCCCACCACAAACACAAUUCAUGAAGUGAGAUCGCCACCACCUCCGACAACGCCAACGGUUCCAUUAACACCAACUAGUGGCAACAUAGCAAAGCUUCCAGUGCGUAUAAAAACUCCACGCAGCCCGUCGCGUCCUCGCGAAAGCCCGCCUCCCCCACCCAUCAAUUAUGCUACAAUGCCAAAGCCAACUUCGCCAGGUGUAAAAGUGAAAAGUAGUGAGGAAGCGUUUUACGUAGAGGUCUUACCACCUCUUCAACCACCACCUGAUGACGAAUUACCACCUUCACAGCGCCGCCCCUCGGAGUUCAUACAUGAAAAUUCGCCCGAUCACAUUCUGGUUACUGAAGAAGAGCACCGUACAAUCAUGUUGCAUGAGAAUGAAAUUCGCAAUCAGUUACGUAACGUGGGUAAAAAGUCGCAAAUCCCAGAGUUGGGUGCACCACACGAAGAUGCGCCGCCAGUUCCACAUUAUGCAAGCAUCAAACACUCGCCACCUUCACCGGAUCACAUCAAAACAACAAAAGUGCCUAAAUCGGUUUCCGAUAAAAAGCGGUUCUUUGAAUCGGCUAUGGAAGAUCAACACAAACCAUCACAAAAGACAGAAAAAGUUUUUUCAUUCCUGUCAAAGGAUGAAGUUGAGAAGUUAAAGCAAGAAGAAGAAAAGAAAAUUGCAACGCUUCGUCGUGAUAAGAAAUCGCGAUUAUUGGAUGGCUCCUCCGCGAAUGACAACGAUGAGAAUGAUACUUCCCUCGGCUCUUCUUCUGCCCCCGUUGCUACAACCAUCGCUGGUGAACACCAAAACCUGCAUUCCGAUGAUGAGAAUUAUGAGGUGGAUUACAAUUAUGAGGACGAAAGGCAUCUUAUAGUUCACCAUCGUAACGUACUUCGGGAUACUAUCGCCGAGUGUGACAAUUGUGUUGCGGAUGAAAAGAGGAUCGAAUCACCGUCACCACCAUUAUCUCAGCUUCAGAAACAGCGGUUACGGAUCCGAAAGCAAGAUGCAGAACCGCAAACGCCGACAAGUAAAUACGAAAAAUCGAAAAAGACGAAAGCGAAGGCAAAGGAGAAUGUAGCAAAUCAGGGCAAGUCUCCCACAGACGACAAAUUUCCCAUAGAGCGUAGCGAUGAACGAGUGGUACCUCCUUCAGUACCUCCUCACACAAACCCACCACAACAAAAAGCGUCACAAAUAACUUCCGAAUGGACAAUUCAACAGCCACACUUGGCUACAUUCAAAUCACCGGCACUUGUUAAGUCCUUGACUGAUCCACGUACUAAAAUCACAAGUACAACAAUAGUGCAAGCACCCAAAACUAAAGUAGAAUCUGCACUUACAUCACCAACAUCAACAACGGCACCAGACCCCGCACCACGUACCGUAGCUCAGAAACUAAGAAGCACUGUAGCGCAAUUUAUGGACGCUGAACGUCAGCAGCACAUAGAGGUCACCAGCGAUUUCAAUGAUGCUGAAGAUACGGCGAGUAGCAUUGAGAGUGUGAUUUCUACUGCACCAACGUUGCGUACGUCCAAGGAGACCAAGGAGAAACCGUCGCUUCUACCGAAGCCAAGAGUUAAAGUUGUUAUACCACCUGCAUUGCUACUGCACCAGCAACAGCAACAGCAAUGCCAACAACAACCGCAGCAAGAAGAACAACACGAAUUAUCACUAUCUACACCUUCCAGUCGCAUUCCUGUUCGCACGGCAAAUGCUGAAAGGCGAGUACUGAAGGCAGCUGCUGCGGCGGAGGGAAUAGCGGCUCAAGUUGGGGUUGUCGGUGUUGAAAAUGUUGUUAUUGCUAUGGGGGAUCGCUCACCUAAUGUAAUUCAACGCGAGCAGUCUCCAACAAAUAUGAGGCAGAGCAAAGCAGUGAUUAAUGCUGAGAAACGAGCGUCCUGGCGUGCUGCUCGCUUGCGCUCCCUGGAACAAGGUGCCCAGGAGGCUCAAGACGUCAUCAAAAAUAUGAACAAAAUUGCUGAUGAUCUACUUGUUGCACCUGUUGAGCAGGUUAAAAAAAUUGUUUUCCCAAAAAUCGCUAUAAAAUCAAGCGAUGGUCCCGUUAUAAUACGCGAACGUGAAAAGAUACUAGAUGAAAAAAUUGUGCGGCGAACCGAAGAGGUACCAUGUCCUCUCACAGGACGACCUCAACUGCGAACUGUUGAAUACAUUGAGAAAAUCAUCGAAACUGAGGUGGAAACUUGCCAGGAGAAGAUAAUCUCAUUAGAGUUGCAAGAUCCAGAAAGUGACGAUGACGAUGGAAGCGAUAGCAGAAAUGUUAAAAGCAGCAGUCCGCUUACAUCAUCAACUUACGGAGCAAGUGCCAAAGACGCAAAAACAGUGGCGGCAGCAGCAACACAAGCAAUUGUUGUAGUUGCCGAUGAGACGUUAGAGGAUGAAGAGCCACCAGAGCUGUUAAGGGAAACAAUGUUGCUGGACACGGUCGACGAGUAUGACGACGAUAAAGACGGUGACAAGGUAGAUAAAGCAAAUGAUGAUAAUGGUGAUGAUGACGAUUACGACGAAGAGGAAGAUGCCGCCUCCAUAGUGACCGUUCAUGCAAAUAAUGAAAAACUAUUUCUACGCACCGAUGACGAAUUCGCAACUUUUGAUGAUUUCGACGGCUCUGGCAAGUUCAGUACCGCAUCCAUUGAUAGCAUGGCGUCUGCAUCGAAGUUGCGAAUACAGCCUAUGCCAAUAAAAAUACAUCAGACAUUGGCUAAGGAAGUUGUUGUAACAGCCCCGAUGAUCCCGGCAGAUAGAACUCUCACAUCGACACAUUCUUCAUCUCCAACAAAGAGUGAAACCACAACACACACUAUUGUGGAGGUGGUAAAUCCGCUGAUAACCGGAGAAGGACAGGUACAAAGCAUUGUGGUGGGUAAGACAAUCGAAUACGAAUAUCCAAUUUUCGACAACGAAACGCAGGCAAGACUGCGGCCAAAGGGAGUUGAGAUUCAGCAAGCGGCUUGCAUUGAAGAUGAACACGAUAAUGACUCUGAGACUGAACAAUUGGCUGCUGCUUCAGCGGGAGUGCUCCGUAGUGAUACGUUUGUUUUACCUACACAGGAAAAACAAAAAAAUUUACAGUUGCUACACCAGCCGCCACAGGAACUUUCACUGAAUGCGAAAAUGAAAAACGUGUUGGUGGAGCUAUUAGAGAAUGAACGUGUUAAAUUGAAUUUACAGAAAAGUCUUGAAGAAGAUGAUGAUGAGCAGCAAGAGAUGGCCUACGGCGAUUCUGAUAAGGAUGAAGACGACGAGGUCGAUUAUGCGGUAGCGCGUGGUACAGUGAUCAGAGGCGGUACGCGUUUGGCACCAAGAGGCGUGGGUGAUAAUAAUGGAAAUGAGCGCCUACUGGAGGAACUAAUAAAAGACAGUAAUAGGAACACAAUUGAAAAAUUGGCUGGAGGCUUAGACGACGAUGAAAGCGAUGCGGAUGAGGAUGAUGAUGACGAGGAGGAGGAAGAAGAUUCCUUAGAUUCGAGUGAUUCGGAUGACGAUGCUGAAGCAGAAGAUGAUGAAGAGGCUGUAAAUGUAACACUGGUCGACGGGUGUCAAGUUAUUGAAAAUCGCAACACGGAAGCCCCGCUGAAAUUGCAAAAAUCUCAAACUUAUACUACCAUUAAGGAGGCAGAGAAUGUGUUAGAUAAAUCUACUACCGAGGCCACUGCCGAACUAAAAUAUGUAGACAAGGACAUCGAGCAUACGGUCGAAAAACUGCAAGCAGAACAACGCAAGCUUGAAGAGAUCACAAAACAACUGCGCAAAUCUGUUGAGAAUCUUCUGGCCGAUGACGACGCAAUGGCAGGAGCAGUAUGCCUGGAAAACGAAGAGGGAUGUGGUGCAUCCACCGAAAGUCCCAAACAGGGUAUUUCACGCACUGUAGAGACGAAGACUGUCAUAGAUGAAGAUGGCGGCAAGAAAACUAUUGUUGUUGAAACCAUACACAAGGCCGAUAGCAAACCGAAGUGUUCUGAGCAGUCCCAAGAAGAGUCUGGCGAGGCACUUUUUAAUAAACUUCUUCAUGCCGGCGGCGAUCUUAAGCAAAUAUUCGAUCAACAAACAGGCGAGAGUGUUAUAACGACCACUACCACCGAUCCCGACGGGACUGUCACCACCACAACGACUACAAUUUCGAAUGUGAUAAAAAGUGGCAUUCCGCGAGCAGUGGUAUUGAAAUCAGAAGCGAGUAAAACUCAAGGGACUACGGAUGCGGGGGCAGUUGGCCAUGACAGAGGUGGCCAAUUGCCAUUUGAAACUACGGUAACAACUACAAUGUCCAGCUCAGUAGAAACUGCUGGCAGUAGUAAACAGAGCAAACAACCAAGUAAACAAAAGCGUAAAGGAAAACAGGCAACAAGUAAAUAGACGUAAAAUGAACGAAAACAUUGCUCUCGACACGUAGACGAAAACGCAGCAGCCUUGCACAAAGCACAAAUCGUGCUCACUUACAUAUAUAAAAGUAUACAUAGUUCGUGUAUGUAUGUGCAUACAAAUAUGUAUGUAUGUAUUAAGGUAAUGGCAUGGAAACAAAAUGAUAAAAAGAGACAGACUUAGAAAUAGAGCCAUCCGUUUCGGGGAUUAAAAGUGGUACCAUUGGAAAGCUGGAGUACUCCAAUUUUCAAAUAUACAUACCUACUUUUAGGUGCGGAAGCGUUCUAGUUUUAAAGAUAUUUAGUCUUAAUGUUUUUUACUUGCUUAGUAAAGAACACAAUUUAUUCGUGAAAUCACUUUAAUUGUUUUUGUUUUGUUUUCCAUAGAGAAUCACUUAUAUUUUAUUUAUCCAAUAUUCUUUUAAUUUAACUAUUAUCCUAAAUGGUGGCACGCACAUUGAAGUAAAAAGAAUGUGUUACCAGAUUUUAAAAGCAAACACAAAACAUAAAUGUUAGAGGCGAAUUUCAAUGUAAAAAAAAUACAUUUGCUUUUUAUUUUCUUCGUUUUAUUCGCCGGGAGUUUAACAAUUAUGAGGGACUGGUUUCAUGCCUCCUAAAAGAAAAUGUUUUUACUGGUGUUUUUGGGGAGACCCUGGGCCAGCGUAGCCAAAGUUAUGAGGGUUAUUUUUUUGGAGCGUGUCCGAAAGAAGUUCCGCGCGAACACACUAAUGCUAGUGUAACCGGAUGGUAUAAAUUAUGAAAAUUUCCUAAAAAGGUAAAACAUACAGCUCUUUCGGAAAAAGCGUUAAUACUAAGUAUCGUAUCGUAAAAACGGAUCCGGCAUAUAAAAGUGAGUAUUUCUAAAAAGGAGGCCUCCAGCAUUCCAAUGGUACCAAUUUUAUCCCUCAAAUCGGGGGUAUUUAAAUGAAAGUUUGCCCAACAAAAGAACCGAUAUUUAAUAAUUCCGAAGGCAGAAUAAGUAUAAAUUAUAUCGAUGUGUACGCCAAUUAUGUAAGUGACCUAAUGGGGUGGUAAGUACAAAUACAAAACUCAAAAAGUGCAAUGAGGUCUGAAUAUCUAAUGAUUGAUGAAGCGAUCUCCGUAAAGUGGAUAUAUUUUUUUUUGGAUUCACUAUUAUUAAUAAUAGUCUAAAUUUUUGUAGCAAGAAAAACUUUGAAAAUGUUCUUGUUCAACAAUGCGUUACACAAACAUAUCGAUAUUCAUAUUGAAAUGCAUGUUCAUAUAUAUGUACUACAUACAUUUGCCCUGAAUGUAGUCGCCGAUAAUUUAUGCAGUUUUAUUUACUUUUACUUUUCCAUAAAACAGAUAAUAAUGUUUUUAUUAACAAACAACCACUUGCAUUUAUCAUUUGUAACUAAUAUAGAGGUCAUCAAGUAAUUGUUUUUGUGUCAUUAUGCAUUUAGGUAACGAUACCCAACCGACAUUACAUGUAAAAAUACAUAUAAUUCUCAAAAUCGUCAUGAUUCUUUAAGUUGGUUUAUUUUUUAAAGCAAAG